Molecule: messenger RNA, 3218 nt
Organism: Trematosphaeria pertusa
Lineage: Eukaryota; Fungi; Ascomycota; Dothideomycetes; Pleosporales; Trematosphaeriaceae
Product: acetyl-CoA synthetase-like protein
Exons: 3
Coding region: 51-3218 (1055 amino acids)
Source: RefSeq, a predicted model, not a curated record
AUACGAUCUAUAUUGCCGAUUUUCUUUAGAUUCUCUACACAGUUGAAGCAAUGUCGCCGGUCACAUACGAAACAACCCCUCAUGGGAACAGGACUCUACCUCAAGCACUUGACGACCUAGCAACCUCCAUUCCGGAUCGUCUUUAUGCUUCUGUUCCUAGGGACCGCGAUCUUUCUAAUGGAUUUGCCGAUGUCUCCUGUGGUGAUAUGGCUCGAUGUGUCAAUUUCACGGCCCACUGGAUCUCGACCACCUUGGGCAGGAGCGAGAGCUUCGAGACGUUGGCCUACAUCGGGAUCCCAGAUCUCAGAAGCGCUGCAGUCUUCCUUGGAGCUGUGAAGUGCGGCUAUAGAGUUCUGCUCCCCUCGCCGCGCAAUCCACCAGCCACCAAUAUGUCUCUGAUGGAGCAGACAAAUUGCACCAGGGUAUUGCACGCUGCAGAAGUUGCACCAGUCAUCAAACCCUUGGUCGCACUCCGCAAGGAUUUAGUCUGCUUGGAGAUCCCCUCCUUUCGGGACAUGCUCGGUAGCCGCCCAGAGCCAUUUCCCUACGAGAAGCCCUUUGCAGACGCUCAGGACGAUCCGAUCGUAGUACUUCACUCCUCUGGCUCUACUGGACUCCCGAAACCUAUCACCAUGACCCAUGCGACUUUUGCCGUCCUCGACAACGAACGCUACCUUCCGAAGGUCCCCGGACGAAGGAAUAGAGACUACUCGAUCUGGGAUUUCAACGGCGGGGGUCGCUUUUAUACUGUCUUUCCGUAUUUCCAUCUUGCUGGCUUCUUGUCCCUGCUCAUCAAUCCCAUCUUUACGGAGUCGUCAAGUCCGGUUUUGGGUCCGCCGCUCAUGCCCCCAAGUGGGGCGCUCCUGAAAGAGGUCAUGCGCCACCAAAAACUACGUGCUCUGUACCUCCCACCCUCGAUCGCCGAGCAGCUACUCAUGGAGCCAGGCGGGCUUGAGUUCUUCAAAGAGCUUGACUUCCUGUGCUACACCGGUGGCCCUUUCUCGCCAAAUGCUGGAGAACAAUUGUCGAAAGUCACUGAGCUGUGUCCUCUCUAUGGAUCUACAGAAGCCUUUCAAGUCCCGCAGCUCGCGCCAUCUGCUGAAGACUGGGCAUGGAUGGAAUGGAAUCCACACUUCAAGGUCGAGAUGCAGCCAUCAGAGGAUGAGGCUGAUUCUUUCGAGCUGGUCCUUUUUGCCGACGAGAGCACCAGGACGAUAUCCGCUCUGAACCACAACAUGCGUAGUAUAGCCGAAUACCAUACGAAAGAUCUCUUCAAGCAGCAUCCGGAGAAGCCCGGCCUAUGGAGAUACUACGGUCGGAAGGAUGAUAUCAUCGUUCUGUCCAAUGGCGAGAAGUUCAAUCCCGUACCAAUAGAACUGACAAUUCAGGGCCAUCCGGCCCUGGCCGGAGCCUUAGUCAUUGGCCAAGGGAGAUCACGCGCCACGCUGCUGAUCGAGCCUAAGCCUGAUGUAGCUGAUGAGAAGCGCAAUGGGUUAUCCGAAAGCAUUUGGCCUCUUGUGGAAGACGCGAAUCGUCUAGUGCCCGCCCAAGGUCGCAUUCUCCGAGGAAACAUCAUCGUUGCCAAGCUCAACAAGCCUUUCAGUAGGGCAGGGAAGGGAACCAUAGUCAGGAAACUGACGGAGCAGCUUUACAACCUGGAAAUAGAGGAGCUGUAUGCGACUACUUCCGCCGCUCCACCACAGCAGGAGCUUCCUCGCCUACAAGCCACCAUGAAGCCCCACUUCGAGAUAGGUACGGUCCUAAGCUAUGUCCGGAGCAUCAUCUCUAGCUCAUUUCCCGAACUUUCAGGUAUCGAAGACGACGACGAUCUUUUCUCUUCUGGGCUUGACUCUGUAAUGAUAGGCCAACUUCUUGGAAACUUGAAGGGUGGGCUGAAAGAAAGCUCACCCGCCAGCGACUUGUCGUGGCUUGGCACUCGCAUCGUGUACCGAAACUCAUCGAUCCGGAGGCUAUCGAAUGUUCUCGCCCAUUUCCUGAAUUCUGGAGAACUCCAAACAGAAGGAACAACGCAGUUCCGGAUUACCGCCAUGGACGAGUUAGUCCAGAAGUACACUCAAGGCCUUACAAAGGCAUCAACGCCCGCGAAGGAAGACGCUGGUCCUCGAAGCGUAGCACUGGUAGGCUCCACGGGCUACCUUGGCCCUCAGAUCCUCGCGGCUCUCUUGGAAAACCCCAGUGUUGCAUCGAUCGUCUGUCUCAAUCGCGGCUCUGAUGCUGGCGAUAGGACAGCAAAAGCUCUAGAGAGCGCUGGCUUUCCUACGAAUGAGCACUUCAAAGACGUCAAAUUUCUCGCCGCCGAUCUCGGUAGUGCGAAUCUCGGACUAAGCGAGAGGGACUUCAACUUGCUCUCAUCGGAAGUCGACACGAUCGUCUAUAAUUCUUGGAAUCCGAAUUUCAGCCUCCCUCUUCCUUCCUUCGAAAAGCCGUUCCUAUCGGGUCUACGACACAUCAUUGACUGGUCGAGACACAGCCCUAAACGGCCGCGCAUCACCUUCAUCUCCUCCAUCGCUGCUGUUGGAAAUUGGUCAAAGGUCUUCCCCAAGGAACCUGAAAUACCAGAGGCGCCGAUCGAAGAUGGCAAUGUCGCCAUGCAUAUGGGCUAUGGCGAAUCGAAGGGUAUCGCCGAGCGAGUCUUGCAGAUUGCACAUAGGGAAUGUGGGAUACCCGUCAAUAUCAUACGCAUCGGUCAGAUUGGCGGCACGAUUACGUCCUCCGGUAGCACGUGGCCCGCCCAAGGGUGGCUGCUGGGUAUCAUUCGAACUUCAAAGGCCUUGGGUGUGCUUCCAACCCAUGUCUCUCCCGUGGACUGGAUCCCAGUUGAUGCGCUUGCUAUGCAAAUCUCCGACACCGUGGCAAACGCAGACAGCACAUCGGGCUACCAUAUUUUCAACUUGGUUCACCCUGAAGUCGCUGCUUGGGGCAUGUUCCUAGAUACGCUGCGUAGCCGCUUCGGUGUCGAUGGGCAACGCAUUAGCCUCCCUCAAUGGCUUGAUAGAUUGGACGAGAAGGCGCAAGCGGACGCUACGGAGCAGAAGAAGUAUGCCGCAUUGAAGUACUCCGACUUCUUGCGAUCUAUGGGAGAGGGAAGAGAGGACAUGAGGUGCAAGUCUGAGAACAUUUCGAAGAUAUCUCAGGUAAGCAUGAUACCUCUCAGCGAGCAGCUGUUGGCGGAGUGGCUUGCUGGGUGGAAGUUUUAG